This is a messenger RNA of Periophthalmus magnuspinnatus, 1587 nucleotides long. RefSeq names its product phospholipase A1 member A (gene pla1a). The coding region runs from base 200 to 1567 and encodes 455 amino acids. Gene Ontology annotation, molecular function: carboxylic ester hydrolase activity; lipase activity. The transcript has 11 exons. Lineage: Eukaryota; Metazoa; Chordata; Actinopteri; Gobiiformes; Gobiidae. Gene Ontology annotation, biological process: lipid metabolic process. The record is from RefSeq and is a predicted model, not a curated record.
AGAGUAGAGAGGGAAAAGGCAACAGCUGUACAUACAUACAACUAUAAUGCAGAACUGAGACAUGGAGAGGUCUACAGUCUCCUCUGGGUCUCUGCCCUUAUUUUAGAGUUUAAACUGUGUUCUUUUGCACCAAUCUGGACUAUUACGCCUGAAGAAAAGCUGCUUGAAAAUUCUCCAUUCAGUCAUUUUUACUCAAGAAAUGUUCUGGCGAUAUACCGUCACUGCUCUCCUCUGUGUACUGGCCCAGUCAUCAGGUUCAGAAGUGCUUGGUGUGGCUGAUCAACAAGAAGAUGAUGGAUGUGCAGACCUCACCAACACCACAUGGCAGCAGUACAGACAGAGGGCCAAGCUGCAGGUCCGGUAUCUGCUACUGACGAGAAACAACCUAGAAUGUGCUCAAGUUUUCAGCCAGGGGUCCCUCUCAAAAACACAGCUUCCACCUUACUUCAAUACCUCACUGAAGUCAAAGGUCAUCGUCCAUGGAUACAGGGCUAUGGGCAGUAAGCCGUCCUGGGUGAUAGACUUGGCUCAGGCCUUGCUCAGAGCAGAGGAUGUGAAUGUUUUGAUUGUGGACUGGGUUUACGGAGCGUCUUUUGCUUAUAACCUGGUGGUAGAGAGCUACAAAGAGGUGGCUGUGCAGAUCUCAGUCCUCAUCAACCAACUACAGAAACAAGGAAGUAAGCUGGAGUCAUUUCACUUCAUUGGGGUCAGUCUGGGAGCACAUGUGUCUGGUUUUGUGGGAACUUUGUUUGAAGGAAAGAUUGGACGGAUCACAGCUCUAGAUCCAGCUGGUCCCAUGUUCAAAAGAGCGGACACGUUUGAUCGACUGGACCCAUCAGAUGCCCAGUUUGUUGACGUGAUUCACACCGACUCAGACUAUUUUGGCAUCUCCAUCCCGGUUGGUCACGUUGACUUUUUUCUGAACGGGGGGAAUGACCAAACCGGAUGUGCUCGCUCAAAAUUUGCUUCUAUGUACGGCUAUGUAAUCUGUGACCACAUGAGGGCGCUGCACGUCUAUAUGAGCGCACUGAACGGCUCGUGCGCACUGGCAGCUCUGCCCUGCACCAGUUAUGAAGACUUCUUGCUGGGCCAGUGUGUGGACUGCAACGUGUUCAAGGGGACGUGUCCAGUUAUAGGUUUAUCAGAAAACAGUGGUAUCUCUGUAUCACCAGUGCCCAAAGAGCAGAAAGUGUUUUUAAUAACAUCUUCAUCUGCACCUUUUUGUGCUCAUCACAUUCUGGUGGAGCUGGAAGUUGCUUCUUUGGACAAAAGUGCUGAGCUGGAGUUAACUCUGGUAAAAGGAAACCAAAAAGUGGUGAAGAGGGUUCGACUCCAGACACAUAAAACAGUGUACAGGACAGUGCUGGCUCAUCAGGCUCCUCUCUGUGAAAUUGACUCCAUCAUAAUGAGAAACACCGGGGCGCGCUUUUAUCGACAGGCAGAGGUCCAUGUUCGAUCUGUGUGUCUGUUGCAGUUACCCAGACGGGAGACACCCCUUUGUGUGAACAAGUUUGAUGUUCGUCGUGGAGUUCCCUGGUCACAUGACUUAAUACAGGUCUGUAACUGAAUAAACUUGUGAAAACUGUG